This is a messenger RNA of Microplitis demolitor, 3569 nucleotides long. RefSeq names its product modular serine protease. The record is from RefSeq and is a predicted model, not a curated record. The transcript has 9 exons. Gene Ontology annotation, molecular function: serine-type endopeptidase activity; protein binding. Lineage: Eukaryota; Metazoa; Arthropoda; Insecta; Hymenoptera; Braconidae. Bases 1564 to 3558 code for a protein of 664 amino acids. Gene Ontology annotation, biological process: proteolysis.
CCAGGUGACUUACCAAGCGCAAUUUACAACAAACCAAAAACGCCAAAUGGCAUCUAGUCUCGUUUGAAUGUACAAUAAUUGCAUUAAAUUAUUGAAUGUUGUCACCAUAUUUUGUGGCAGUGCUUAUAUUUAAACAGGAACGUUUCUCAUUUUUCUAUUAGGAUAUUUAUUAAUUACAAAAAAUUAAAAAACUUCCCUGAUUAAAUAACUGAAUUCGAAAUUUUAAUUCUGUUAUUUUCUGUCAAAUUCUGCAAAACAGAAUUCAACUGAAUUGAAAAUUUGAAUUUGAAUUAAACAGAAUAAAAUCGUUUUAAGAAUUUCAAAUUCGAAUUCAGAACCAGAAAUUGGAGAAUUAUUUUCGAAUUAAUCAGAAUUAAACCGAAUAGAAUUAUUUAAAUUCGUUUUAAUUUGGACAAAUUCUGGUUUUCCUGCCGAAUUAGACAGAAUUCAUUUUUAAAUUAGGUACCGAAUUAACAGAAUUUAUUUGAAUUAAAUAGAAUUAAAAAUUUAAUUCUAUUUAUUUCGAUUGAAUUCAGUUGUUUAAUGAGGGUUACUUAAAUAAAUUUAUAUUCACUACUUACGAUAACAUGUAAAAUAAUGGUCUUUUUUAUAACUUACCUCCUAUUAUUACUAAUGUUUUCUUAUACCAGUAAAUAAUCAAAAAUUUCGUGAUGCUUUCCAAUCGAGGUAUGCAAUUAUAUUAUAUUUAAAAUCAUUGCGUACGAAAAUUCAAGUUUAGAAAAGUUUCAUACGAAGAUUAGUAAUGAGACGGACAAAACAUGAUGGGAAAAUCCUAACUUUUUCGAGAAAACUGCUUUUCCUUGGGACUGCUCCAGUAGAACAACGAAUUCAUCUAGAGAAAAUAAAAACGAAAUGCUCUUCAACCAGCAAAGCCAGUGGUGCGCGCUACAUAUGAAUGCGGAAGACAUCAGACACGUGAUAAAUUCAUCAAUACAGAGUAGAGAUCCAAAGCAAGGGCGCGUAUACUCAGUCUCGCUAUUAAACUCUCAAUGAAUAGACCCUAUAUGGAUAAUGAAUGAAUAUAUAUAUAAAAAAUAUAUUAUUAAGGAUAAUCGACUGUGAUCGAUCCGGCUGCGAAAGUUGCCGAAUCGAUUAUCGAUCAUCCUCUGAGGCAACACCACACAUAUACGUAUAUAUACAGGAUAUUAUCUCAUCCACUUCAUGAUGACGUCUUUAGAAACUUUUUUCCUUGUUUUUGACAUUAGCAGAGUUUGCUUUAAAAUUCGUAUCGUAGAUAUUCUAUCAGUCGUCAUUAUCAGCGCAAAAGCGCACAUGACAAACUAUUUAAAUAAUCAGAAAAAAUUCAAGAAGUUUAUCGUAUUUUUCUAAAAAUUGGAUUAUUCAAGUAAUUUUAUAAUUCAAAAAAUUAAAGAAAUCAUUAAUUUAAACGAUAUUAAGAAUACUGCAUAGUGAAGUCUGAAUACGACUCGUAAAACGAGUUAAGUGAGUUUAUCAUAUGUCCUUGAACUCGAAGAGCAUUCCAUUGAUAAAUAUUGUCGCUUGACCCGAAUCACUUGAAAGCUGUCUAAUGAUAAUUAAAUAAUGAAUUUGAUUUGUGUAUUAGUAAUUAUAAGAGUCUGGGGAUUAUUUGAACUUUCUCAUGGUAGUCAAGAGCCUUGUGCACUUAAUCAGUUCCGUUGUUUAAACCAACAAUGUAUCGCUGGAGAAUUUUUGUGUGAUGGGAAACAGGAUUGUUUAGACGGAAGUGAUGAAACUCAACUUGAAUGUUUGAAACCUGAAAUAAUUUGUCCAGAAUACGCGUUUCGUUGUGACUAUGGUGCCUGUAUUGACGGAGAUGCAGUAUGCAAUGGAAUUAACGACUGCAUAGACAAGACUGAUGAAAAACUACCAAGAUGUCAUGAUUCUUCUAAAAAUACGUCUGUGGUGAAUUCAAACUGUGGAGUCAAUCAAUUUAAAUGCAGCAAUGAAAAGUGCAUUGAUGAAGCAUUGGCUUGUGAUGGUUCUCCUGAUUGUAGCGAUCGAUCUGAUGAAACUUCGACAACUUGUAGUUCUAAUGAAUGUCCGAAGUUUACAUUCCGAUGUGCUUAUGGUGCAUGCAUUGAUGGAGAUAUGAAGUGCAAUGGAAUCCGAAACUGCGCAGAUGGUUCUGAUGAAGAUUUCAUUUUGUGUAAUGAAGAAAAACCAUUGAGUACUUCAACAACUGAAAAACCGAUAAGACAAACAGUUCGUACAACUUCACAGCCUUGGACUCAAUCGCAAUCUCCUUGUGUUCCACCAAAGCAACCGCAAAACGGACGAUGGAAAUUACAUAAAUCACAGUGUCAAAGUAAUGAUCAUUGCGAUGCAAACGGAAAUACUGCUAUGGUACCUGGAACAUAUCUAGUUUAUACUUGCAAUUCCGGAUACGAGUUAAAAGGUUCCGGUGAUAUUUUUUGUGGCCCGAAAAGUAAAUGGUCCGGCGAACCAGAAUGUGUUGAAAUUCGUUGUAAGCCGUUGAGUUCAGCAUCAACUAUUGCAGAAUGUACUUAUAAUGACGGAUGGAUAUCCUGUGAAGCACCGGUUCCUCCACAAACCACUGCUAAGAUAUCAUGUCGUAAUAGUUAUCGUCAAGAUGCGACUGUACUUGGUCUCCAAAGGGACUCUGUCCGAUGUAAUUCUAGAGGCGAAUGGGAGCCUGAACCAAUCAAUUGUAUCCCAGUGUGCGGUGUACGGGCUCCUUCAAGCCUCGAACCUUUAAUUGUUAAUGGAAGACGCCCCAAUAUCACAGAAUUUCCUUGGCAUGCGUCUUUAUAUAAAUCUGAUUCUGCUAACGGUGAAAAAAAGUUUAUUUGUGGUUCAACGAUAAUACAAAGUGAUUUAUUAAUAACAGCGGCUCAUUGCGUUUAUGAUGAAGUCAUGAAAAGAGUCGAGGAUCCUGGAAAAUUUUCUAUUGCCGCAGGAAAUAUUUUUCGAGAUUUUAAUAGUCUACUCCAUGAUUCACGAGUUGUACAGAAAAGAAAUGUCAAAAAGAUUCUAAUCGAUUGUAAUUACUUGGGUUUCGAAGGAAAUUAUGCGCGCGAUAUUGCCAUCAUACAAAUUGAUAAACCGUUCACGUUUACAUCAAUUUUAGUACCGAUUUGUCUUGAUACUUCAGUUUAUGACCAUACGGCUAUAGAUGUUGGGAAAUUAGGAAGUGUUGCAGGAUUCGGCAGGACUGAAAUGGGCCAGUCGAGUGGUAUUUUACAGUCUAUAACUCUUCCAGUUGUACCUCUAAGUCAAUGUCAGUCAGCGAGUGUGUCGUCUGAUGCUGAAAAAUUUAUCACAGUUGACAAAUUUUGUGCCGGAUAUACAAAUGGGACCUCGGUUUGUGAUGGAGAUAGUGGUGGUGGUCUAGUCUUCAAUGAGCGAGGACUUUGGUAUAUUCGAGGAAUUGUUAGCGUAGGCAUCGGUUCAAAAAUAUCCGGAGGCUCUCGCACUUGCAACAGUCAUCUUUAUUCACUCUACACUAAAAUUUCUAGUCAUAUAUCGUGGAUACAAGACAUCAUUUUCAAACUUGAAACUAAUAAAAACAUUCCGGCAUGUAAAGUAACAUCUUGAUAACUUUUUCA